AUGACGGGACCGCGGGACCUGCCGCCACCGGAGGCCCCCCCCCUCCCAACACCUCCGGUGCCCCCCGACCGGGUCCUCCGGGAUGCGUUGGAACGGGCGGGGGCCGCGCUGGGGGGGGACGGCGGCGUCCGGGAGCUGCUGAGGCGGCGGCGGGACAGCCUGAGCCCCCAUCUCCAAUGGCUCCUGAUCCACCGGCCCGCACCCCCCCUCAUCCAGGAUGGGCCCCAGUGUGGCCUGGUGGCCCUAUGGAUGGCAGCAGCGCUCUUGACCCCCCCCCACAAGCCGGCGCCCCCCCCGGUGGGGCUGGAGGAGGUUUUGGAGGUCGCCCGGGCCCGAGGCUUCACCGUGCAUGGGGAGAUGUUCUCAGGUGGGUUAUGGGGGGCCCCCCCCAUUUAACCCUAUAUCCCCCCAUUUAACCCUAUGUACUCCG
This is a messenger RNA of Pezoporus occidentalis (night parrot), 430 nucleotides long. RefSeq names its product actin maturation protease (gene ACTMAP). Lineage: Eukaryota; Metazoa; Chordata; Aves; Psittaciformes; Psittacidae. The record is from RefSeq and is a predicted model, not a curated record. The transcript is spliced from 4 exons. The coding region runs from base 1 to 396 and encodes 131 amino acids.